AUGGCACGAAUUACCGAUUUAGCUCAUGUCGAUGAAGUAUCAGAUUUGAAUUCAGAAUUUGAUAACGCUGAACGUGAUGAAAAGAAACGAAAACGUGAAGAUCUGUCGGAAAAAACUACUUUUCAAACGACUACGGGUGGUGGUGGUGGUCUCGCUCGAAAGGAAGAUCGAGUUGCCAGUGCAAAUAAAGAAAGAUUUCGUUCACAAUUCAUGGCUAUGAAUGCUUACGAGCGUCACAAACGCUUAGUAAAUGAUUAUGUUCGUUAUUAUUCUCAAGGAAAAUCGUUUGAUGAACUAUUUAAACGAGACUCUUCAAAAGAUAAAAAUGAUUUGGAUAUAGUCCGAAGUGAACAUCGAUUCUUAUGGGAUGACGAUGAAGAUGCUCCUGAUGAAACAUGGGGCAAACGUUUGGCAAAGAAAUACUAUGACAAGCUGUUUAAAGAGUAUUGUAUAUGUGAUCUGAGCAAGUGGCAAGAGAAGAAAAUUGCUAUGCGAUGGCGAAUCGACAGCGAAGUUGUUAGUGGCAAAGGUCAAUUUAUCUGCAGUGAAAAACGUUGUGACGAAAAAGAGUAUUUACGCAGUUGGGAAGUUUUGUUUGGUUAUGUUGAACAUGGGAAGAAACGAGAUGCUCUCGUCAAAUUAAGAUUAUGCCCAUCAUGCACAAAGAAGCUUCAUUUUGGUCAUAAAGUAAAAGAAUUCGUACCGAAAGAGAAAGAAGCGGAUGAAAGUCAAGCGACAGAUGUUAGCGAAGAAGCAUCAUCAUCGUCUGUACAAAAGAAAAGUCGACUUGAUGACGAUGAUGACACAAUAACACUUCAAGAUGAUGGACAAAUAUGGUCAAAAUCGUUAGCAGAAACUCGUGAAGCAACAAGAGAGGACGAAUUCGACGAGUAUUUACAAACAUUAUUUUUCUAA
This is a messenger RNA of Adineta ricciae, 915 nucleotides long. NCBI's taxonomy places the organism in Eukaryota, Metazoa, Rotifera, Eurotatoria, Adinetida, Adinetidae. The record is from the annotation of a GenBank genome assembly.